UGGAAAGUCUGAUGCGAAGUAAUGAAGGAUAGUUUAUGUUACCCAUUAGUGAUGUGCACGGCUCGGCUUGAGGCCCUGGGCCGGCCCAAGCCGGGCCCAAAUAAGCCGGGCCCAGCCCAGGCCUAAGUCACGGCCUGAGGAAGGCUUGGGCCUGGGCUUGAGUUUCGAAAAGCCUGAGCCGGCGGCCUAAGCCGUGGCUUUGGCAUGUUCAGUGGCACUCACCGGAGGUACGUUUCCCGACUCUAUUUUUGUCUUUCUAAGCUUCUGACUUCCAUCACUUUAUCAGCUUCAACUCAGAUGGUCCUGCACUGUCCAACAUAUCCAGCAAUUCACCCUCCUUCAAGGCCUUAUCUCUUGUCUGUUGCUACGGAAAAGCCACGGUUUCAGUUGCGCAAAUCGAUAUUUUUAGUAAAUUUAAAGCCUUUUGUGCUUCGCCUUCACAAGUGUCUGCGUGAUUGCGCACCCAGUACUAUCUUUCAAUCGAUUUAUGUUGAUGCCGAGCACCGUGUUGCACGUCCCGUGCGCAAAACGAAACCUACAGCCACCCUUCUUCAGCAUGCCGAGCAGGCAGCACUGCCAUCCCAAACCAAGGCAAUUAACGAGUUCCACGCUGCGGAGGCUGCUAAAUGUGCUGCUGAACAUACCUCCACUUCAUCCACUACCGAAAUCACGCAAUCUCCACCCACCUCUCCCAUACCAUCAGCGCCGUCUGUGAAAUGUGCGCUACGACACGAUCUUCUGUUCCGGGAGCCUCAACCAUCAUCUCUCGUUGAGUUGGAUUACCUGGACGACAAUGACGAAGAAGCGGAAGCGGACGCAGAGACUGGUGAUGUUGACAUGAUGCUUUUGGGUGAUGAUGCCGAGGACGUGUCGGAUGUUGAGAUGGACGUUUAGAUACGUUGUAUUCACGCUGUUGCUUGUUACUACUAGCCUACACUAAUGAGCAUCUGUUGGCUUCCAAAAGCCGCGGCCUGGUUGGGCCCAAGCCCCGGCUUUGGGCUGGCUUGGGCUCACGGCCUAGGCUCUGAAUUUUUGUGAGCCUAAGCCCUUCGAAGCCGAGCCUAAGCCGGGCCAGA
Messenger RNA from Suillus plorans, 1076 nucleotides. RefSeq lists its product as uncharacterized. The record is from RefSeq and is a predicted model, not a curated record. Lineage: Eukaryota; Fungi; Basidiomycota; Agaricomycetes; Boletales; Suillaceae. The transcript is spliced from 5 exons. The coding region runs from base 298 to 894 and encodes 198 amino acids.